AUGGCGUCUAUGUUUUUUUCAAUUGUCACUCUUAUUGCAGCCAUUGUCUCGGCUGCGCCUCAAGGUCCCUCUGCGCGUGGCUGGCCUACUAAUGUGAACAGAUGGCCCUCUAUCGCCCAAGUGGAAAUAAGAAAUCCACCUGGAUCCUGGACUCACUCUUGUUCUGCAACUAUUCUUCGUUCCAAUUAUGUUCUGUCUGCUGCUCAAUGCUUUUCUGGGUACCUAUUUAACCCAAGAAACCGUCGGAUCCGCGCUGGUACUGCACACAGUCACUAUGGAGGAAGCCUACAUUACGUGGCUCGGGUAUACAUCCAUCCCUUAUAUAGGCAUCAUGGUAUGGAUGGGGACAUCACUGUCGUGAGAUUGACAGAACCUUUGAUUUAUGGCCCUACUAUUCAACAGGGUCGGUUCAUAACUCAUGGUAUAAAAGUCCCCGAUAAUUUGCCAGUUCGGACUGUUGGUUGGAAUUUCAUUUGGGAUUCACAUUUUUUUUCCACACUCUUGGAAACGGAGGUUAUCACAGUGAAUAACGGCGUCUGCGCAGAAGGUUACUUAGCGUCAAGCAAACCUUUGCCCGUUACUGAAAAUAUGAUAUGUGCUGAUGCAAUUAACAAUAAUAAUAGUUUUUGCCAGGGUGACCCAGGUUCUCCUUUGUACUUCGACGACCCUAUUCAAGGAGAUAUUAUCAUGGGAAUAUUUUCUUUUAAUAAAGGAUGUCCUAUUAAUAAUUUACCUAGUGUGUAUACUGCUGUGUCUCCGUACAUCAACUGGGCCAUCGACACUGCUGUUUGA
Arctia plantaginis is the source of this 792-nucleotide messenger RNA. NCBI's taxonomy places the organism in Eukaryota, Metazoa, Arthropoda, Insecta, Lepidoptera, Erebidae. The record is from the annotation of a GenBank genome assembly.